AUGCUUUACUGCUACCUCGCUGCUGUAGUCUUUUCAACUGCGCCUAGAGCACUCUUAGCUUUUGAAUGUCCUGGUAAUCCAUUUAUAACGUACCAGAUCUAUUUGACCGGCCCUCUCCGAGAGGUUGGAUACGAGCGCGACUGUCUGUUGGAGGAAAAAGCUCAAAUUGAAACAGUACGAGCACUAUACGAUGUAUUCAUGAAUCGCUCAGACAUAAACUCCACCUGCGAAGAAAUUUUGAAAGCCAGCUCAGACUGCAAACAAUGCUUUGUUUAUGUUGCACAAACGAAGGAUGAUGUUGCUGCUGCAGAACAAAUUGGUGAAAAAUUUGUCGAAGAAGUGAAGGUACAGUAUCACUUGCAUAUCUUACUCUCCAAUUACCUCCACUUUCAAUGA
Molecule: messenger RNA, 396 nt
Organism: Cylicocyclus nassatus
Lineage: Eukaryota; Metazoa; Nematoda; Chromadorea; Rhabditida; Strongylidae
Source: the annotation of a GenBank genome assembly